This is a messenger RNA of Epinephelus lanceolatus (giant grouper), 4274 nucleotides long. It is a transcript of the gene map3k9, whose product is annotated as mitogen-activated protein kinase kinase kinase 9. Gene Ontology annotation, biological process: protein phosphorylation. NCBI's taxonomy places the organism in Eukaryota, Metazoa, Chordata, Actinopteri, Perciformes, Serranidae. The record is from RefSeq and is a predicted model, not a curated record. Gene Ontology annotation, molecular function: protein binding; ATP binding; JUN kinase kinase kinase activity.
AUUGGGUGCAGGAUUGUGCAUUGGAAAUCACCAAGCUGGAGCUGUGUGUUUGAUAGCAGCCAGCCGCGACUGAGAGACAGACGAUGCUGCAGAACACUGCCUUUUUCCUGCAGUGUUUGUGUGCGGGAUUAGCCGCUACUUAGCUGUGCGUGUGUGUGUGUGCAGACGCAGGGCGCACCGAGCCGCCAGCCAGCCGCGUCAGGUGGAUGCGCCUGCAGUGAUCCAGGUCGCCCCUAUGGAUCGCGUCCAUGGAUGUCUUCAAACCCGCUUUGGACAAUAGUUUGAGUCCUAAGGCGUGCGUUUCCUCGUCGGAAGAAGCAGAGGCAGAUGUUUUUCGCUGGCCCACACCGGAGAAUGGCAUCAGCGCCGCGCCGGAUGCGGCACCCGCAGCACCGGGCUUCUGGACCGCCGUGUUCGACUAUGAAGCGACUGCGGAGGACGAGCUCAGCCUGCGGAGGGGGGACGUGGUGGAGGUCCUGUCCAAAGACUCCCUGGUGUCGGGGGAUGAGGGCUGGUGGACCGGCAUGAUCGCAGACCGGGUUGGCAUUUUCCCAUCCAAUUAUGUGAGCAGCGGGGCUGGCAUUCCGGAGGAAAUCCGGGACACCUCAGAGCAGCAGUUCCCGGUGCCUCCUCUGCACCUCCUGGAGAUUGAUUUCUCAGAGCUGACCCUGGAGGAAAUCAUCGGGGUGGGCGGUUUUGGAAAGGUCUACCGCGCAGUGUGGCGGGGCUCAGAGGUGGCAGUGAAGGCAGCGCGACGGGACCCUGACGAGGAUCCAGAGCAGACCUUGGAGAGUGUGCGUCAGGAGGCCAAACUGUUCGCCAUGCUCAACCAUCCCAACAUCAUGGGUCUGCUGGGGGUGUGUCUGCAGGAGCCCAACCUGUGUCUGGUCAUGGAGUACGCCCGGGGUGGGCCCCUCAACAGGGCCCUCGCUGGGAAACGCAUCCCUCCGUGCACGCUGGUGGACUGGGCCGUGCAGAUCGCCCGGGGAAUACUCUACCUCCACAGUCAGGCCAUCGUCCCCAUAAUUCACAGAGACCUCAAGUCCAGCAACAUCCUGAUCCUCGAGAGAGUCGAGAUGGAAGACCUCAGCAACAAGACUCUGAAGAUCACAGACUUUGGGCUGGCCCGAGAGUGGCACCGCACCACCAAGAUGAGCGCCGCCGGCACCUACGCCUGGAUGGCCCCCGAAGUCAUCCGCUCGUCUACGUUCUCCAAGGGUAGCGACGUUUGGAGUUAUGGCGUGCUGUUGUGGGAGCUGCUGACAGGAGAAGUUCCAUUUCGGGGAAUCGAUGGCCUCGCUGUAGCUUAUGGAGUGGCAAUGAACAAGCUGGCUUUGCCCAUUCCUUUGACCUGUCCUGAGCCUUUUGCACGUCUCAUGGAAGAAUGCUGGAGCCCAGACCCUCACGCCCGGCCGCAGUUCACAAGUAUUCUGGACCAGCUGACGGCCAUCGAGGAGUCAGGCUUUUUUGAGAUGCCAGCAGAGUCCUUCCACUCUCUGCAGGAUGACUGGAAACUGGAGAUCCAGGAAAUGUUUGAUCAACUGAGGACCAAGGAGAAGGAGCUGCGAUCGUGGGAGGAGGAGUUGACCCAAGCCGCACUGCAGCAGAAAUGCCAAGAGGAGGCGUUGAGGAGGCGCGAGCAGGAACUAGCCGAGCGGGAGAUCCACAUCCUGGAGCGGGAGCUCAACAUCAUCAUUCACCAGCUCUACCAGGAAAAGCCUCACGUGGAGAGCAGGCAGGGCAAGUUCCGCCGCAACCGCCUUAAACUGAAGGACGGGAACAGGAUCAGCUUGCCUUCAGAUUUUCAGCACAAAAUCACAGUGCAGGCUUCUCCCUCACAUGAUCGGCGGAGGAGUUUGCUCAGUAGCAGCUCCAGUCCUCCGAGCAGUCCGCCGAUGCUGCCCCGCCUGAGAGCCAUCCAACUCACCCCGCGGGAGGGAUGUACAGCCUGGGGUCGCAGCACAUGUUUUCUGCAAGAUGAAGAGGAGAGUGAGAGGAAAGGGUCCAGGAAAAAGGGCAGAUCCCAAGGGUGUGGCCCAUACAGGGAGCACAGUGCUGACGCAAGUGUAAAGCCUCCCCAUGAAGGCAGCAGGCAGCGGUCCUGCAGCGCCCCGAACCUUCGCAGAUCCCCGAGACACAGUCCAGCAGUGCCUGGAGUGCCAAGCCUUGUGGAGAUGGAAAAUGAAGACUGCUGCUUCACUACUGAGCCAGGAGCAGCUCCUGGUCAGUCCUACCUCUGCAUCCCCUUCCAUAAGGAGGGUAAUGCUGCUGCUGCUGCUGACGGUGAUGGAGAUGAGUACUGCCCCACCGGCCAGGUUCCAGGAACACCGCCAUGCAAGAAGAGCCCCGGUGGGGGACGGCGGUCUGAGCUGGUCCUGCUGGGCUGUGGAGCUCUGCUGGCAGCCGUCGGACUGGGCUGCAACCUGCUCACUCUGGCUCAACCAGAGGAGAGCAUCAAACCACGGUGGGAGGGUUUCUUCCACAGGACAGGGGGCCAGAGGCGGAGCACCAGCCCCCCGACUCGCAGACUGUUCCGGCGGGAAAGCCCGCUGAAGCCCUCAGCGCCCCCGCUGCCUGAGCGCGACUUGCCCUCCUCUUACACGCUGCUGUCCUUAUCAUCAGUGUCUGACUGCAACUCCACCCGCUCGCUGCUGCGCUCUGACAGCGAGGAGUUGUUGGUCUGCCGCCCUGCCACACCGCUCAAACAGCAUCCUCUUCCUCCUCUCUCACAGCCUCAGGCCAUCCAAACACCGGUCAACCCGCUGGUCAACACCCACCUCGAAAGCUUCAAGCGCAACCCCCGACAGUCUCUCACACCCACACAUGUACCAUCUGCUCCAAGUUCCUCACGUAGCCUGCGUCGAAUACCAUCAGAUGGGGCCAUCAAGAAGAGCUGCCUCCCUAAUAAUCUGGAAACAUUGCCAGAAAAAACUGCAUUAGAGAACACAGGUGGGUUUAGAGGUGUAAAAGAAGACUGUCCUGAGGUUCCCCGGCUUCCCGAUCCAAAUCUUGUGUUCCCUCCAACUCCCCGUCGUCGCUGUGCUCCUGAACGCCCAAAAACUCUCGACUUUGUGGCUCGGCCUCGGCCUUCACCAAGGGCACGCUGUGAUGUGUUCUGGGCGGACGCAAGGCCCAGGGGAAAUGGACAAAACCUUGGUAAUGGUGAUUCCCCUGCUCACACUUCCAGCACAGAGACUCCUCCAACUGUAGAGUUUGGUUGGGACCCCACAGUGCUGCCCACUCCCAUGGAGGCCCCGACGCCCUACUCCCCCCGCAGGAAGGGAAACCUGUUGGAUCAGCUGGAUGAGGGACAGUGCCGGGAUGGAACCAUCCCACUCUGCAGACCAGAAAUCAGCUUUCCCAAAGACUCACCUUUCCGCUACAGACCUGGAUUCUGGUCCUAACUCAGCCCCGGCCCUUCACCGGCCCAACACAAGGAGGGGACCCUGCUGUUAGCCUUUGGAUUCUUACAGGUCUGGGUCAGUACUGACAGAAUUAAUCUGUUCUAGCUUUAAUCAGUACUUAAUGGGGACGGCUCACCUUUCCCCAUAUUGUUACAAAAUUACAGGAAAACAUUUGCUGUGAAUAUUUUACCUUUCUGACAUUUGUUGUAUUGCCAUUUGUGAUAACAAUCCCCAAAUUUGUCAUCUAAAACUGCAAACACGAAACAGAACAGAAUAACCCUUCUCGCUAUACAAAAACCCUGUCAUUUGUCAUUUUAAGGUUCUGUAUGUAACUUUUUUUUUUUUUUUUUAUCAGUAUUAGUUUAUUAUUGCCAAUGGAUGAACAGGUUGGAACAUAACUUAUAAAACGAGACUUACCCUGACUUUAUCGGUUGCCUAUAACAGCCUGUGGACUAACUUUUAUGUAAAGGACUUGGGCCAAUUUUUUUCCGAAAAUCCAAAGAAUGUGACAUUAAGUGUGCUCCCGAGUGCCUUUCCUUUUAUUUAGCUCUGUUACAGGGCUAAUAAUGUGCAACAGUAGCUAACGUUAAUUGAGAAAUGAAGUCCGCUAACAUCAACAAACAACUGGCACCCACCAAAACAGCGUCCACAUAUGUUUCCGUUACAUUUUACGGUGGCAGCCUGGCAGAGACAGACCUUCACUUAGCCCCCUGUAGCAACCCCAAUUCAGCCAGUGCAAGACCGAGUACCAAGGAUCUGAUCCCAGACUGCCUCAAGUCCACCAAGCUCACUGUUAACCCAGGUCCAUGUCAUUGGUUCGACAGCCCAUUGGUUCGACAGCCCAUUAGUCCGACUGUCCACGGUGCUGAA